AUGAGCGACCACGACCAGCACCAGCAGCAAGAGCUCCACCCGCAGGAGCACGAGCACGAGCACGAGCACGAUCAAGAGCAGGACCAUGACACCGACACGACACCUAAGAAGGCCAAGCAGGGCUCGGGCAAGCGCCUGAACGACAACCAGCGCGUGGAGAUCAUCCAGAUCGCCGAGAACAGCAAGAUCUCCAAACGCCAGCUGGCCGAGAAGUUCGGCGUAAGCGAGGCGGCCAUCCGCAAGCUUCUGCUCAAGAAGGACGAGGUGCUCAAGCGCUACUACGAGACGCCCGAGGAGCUGCGCGGCCUGCGGCUGCGCGGCAAGAGCAGCCUGUACCCUCCCGACGACCCGUGGAAGCACGGACUAAACGCUAUGCUAGGCAAGGUGGACUGGAUUGGCUUCUCGCGCAUGCUGCGCGACGUCCGACGCGCCAUUCACAGGUACCCGGAGACGGGGUACCAGGAAGUGCGCACGCAGGCGUUUAUCAAGCGGUUCUGCGAGCAGGCGCUGCAUAUCCCGGGCAAGAACAUUCGCGAGAUGGCGCUUACGGGACUUGUAGUGGACGUCUGCCGUGACAACGCUACCAUUUCGUCAUCGGACAAGCGCAAGCUGCCUGUGAUCGCGUUCCGUGCGGACAUGGACGCCCUGCCGAUUGAAGAGCUGAACGAACACUUGCCUUACUGCUCCACGCAGAAGAAGGGGCGAAAGGAGCUUCGCAAGCGCAAGAAGCGGAAAACCUCGAGUCCGCACACCGACGAGAAUAUGAGCGCUCCGGCGACGACACUUCCAGCGCCGUCGACUAUCACCACACAGACGGUUGGCGCUCCACCCGCGCCCGGCGCCACGGCUGAUGAUGAUGACAGUGAAUUCCAGAUUUCUACUGCUGCAGCACACAUGUGCGGCCACGAUGGCCACAUGGCCAUGGUACUUGGACUCUGCGCUCUGGUGGUGCGUAACGCGCACUUGCUGCCCGAGGAUACGUUCGUGCGUUUCAUUUUCCAGCCUGCUGAAGAGGGCCCCGGAGGAGCUAUGAAGAUGAUCGAGGAUGGCGCUCUCAUCGAUGUGGACGAGGUUUACGGGGUACAUAAUGCACCUUUCCCUUUGAACAGCAUUCACGUUCGUCCUGGAGCUGUUAUGGCGCACGAAGUGGAGUUCUCCAUCGACAUUCACGGCAUUGGAGGCCACGGGUCCGCCCCGCAGCAGUGCGUGGAUCCGAUUCUAACCGGCGCGGCCGUGGUGCAGGCGCUGCAAUCUGUUGUGAGCCGCUCGCUGUCGCCAAUGGACACGGCCGUGGUCUCUGUGACGCAGUUCCGCGGUGGCGACGCCAACAACGUGAUCCCGUCCAGCGCGUAUCUCGCCGGAACCAUUCGCGACUUCGACCUCCAGAUCGCUGAGAAGAUCAAGAGCCGCGUGGCCACGUUGGUCCACUCAACGUGUGCAGCUUACGGCGCCACAGCCAGCGUGCACUUCCUGGACGGUUACGCUCCUGUGAUCAACCCGCCCGUGGAAACUCGCAACGUGCAGCAGGUCGCCAUGGACAUGGGGCUGUUCGUGAGUGAGGAGGGGUUGCCGCUCAUGGCCGCCGAGGACUUUUCCUACUUCCUGCAGGAGCGCAAGGGCUGCUACUUCUUCCUGGGCACGAAGGAAACAGGCGACGAAGACAAGACGCGUGCGCUGCACUCGAACCACUACGACUUCAACGACAAGGCCAUCCCGGCCGGCAUCCGCUUGUUCCUGGGCAUCCUGCAGUCCCGCUUCAACUGCGAGCUGUACAGCCUCGAGGAGAUGCAGGCCUUCCAGGUGGCCAUGGAGCGUAUCAUGAUCAACGUGAGCGCCGUUCUUUAA
This is a messenger RNA of Phytophthora sojae, 1845 nucleotides long. RefSeq lists its product as hypothetical. The record is from RefSeq and is a predicted model, not a curated record. Gene Ontology annotation, molecular function: hydrolase activity. Lineage: Eukaryota; Oomycota; Peronosporomycetes; Peronosporales; Peronosporaceae. The transcript is spliced from 4 exons. Bases 1 to 1845 code for a protein of 614 amino acids.